Molecule: messenger RNA, 810 nt
Organism: Pleurotus ostreatus (oyster mushroom)
Lineage: Eukaryota; Fungi; Basidiomycota; Agaricomycetes; Agaricales; Pleurotaceae
Exons: 4
Coding region: 1-810 (269 amino acids)
Biological process (GO): pyridoxal 5'-phosphate biosynthetic process; pyridoxine metabolic process
Cellular component (GO): glutaminase complex; cytosol
Molecular function (GO): glutaminase activity
Source: RefSeq, a predicted model, not a curated record
AUGCACUUGGCAACGGACAUGCACGGAUCAUUCGGAGGAGGGGACAUAUCGUCCAUCUUGCCCGAUGAAGUGGAAGUGACCAUCGGAAUAUUGGCGCUGCAGGGGGCCUUUAUCGAGCACGAGCAUGCCUUGCAACGCCUGUUCAUGGCACCAUCGUUCCUUCGUCAGCGAAAGGGGAUCAACUGGAAAUUCUCUACGGUCCAAGUCCGUAGUACAGAGGAUCUGGAACGCUGCUCUGCUCUGAUAAUACCAGGCGGAGAAUCCACGACGAUUGCGCUAUUGUUGCGCCUUUCAUCGCUUCUCGAACCACUCCGUGCGUUCUCGGCUACGAAGCCGAUAUGGGGGACUUGUGCCGGAGCUAUACUAUUGGCGAAGGAGAUAGCGAAUCCUAAGAAAGGUGGACAGGAGGUGUUGGGUCAAGUGAGUGUCAGGAUCGAGAGGAAUGGUUGGGGUUCACAGGUCGAAUCGUUCGAGGCUCCGCUAGAAGUUCCCAAGCUCCGUAAUCCCGACGAGCCAUUCACUGGGGUAUUUAUCCGUGCUCCCGUCAUACUUUCCCUCCUCGACGAUAAGGACGCACCUAUAGAAGAAAUCGCUCGUAUACCAGAAGAUUUGCUCCCCGCUGAAAGCUGCGACACGAAUACGAGUAAGGAGGAUAGACACGCACAAGCCCUCGUCGCGCUGCGGCAAGGAAACCACUUCCUGACGACGUUCCAUCCUGAAUUGACGGAGGACGACCGGUUCCACGAGUUCUUCGUCGUUGAGUGUGUGCUCGAUUACGUGCUGAAAGCUAAGGGGAAGCAGAGGCUCUAA